CCGAAUUCAAACUAAGUUAAAUGCUUGGAGUCGCCGGUGACUCAAAAAAACAGCUACGAAAUUCAAAGGGGACAUCAAACCCCGAGGCAUUAGUAUAAAUAGUUACUCAGAAGAACUAUAUUCUUCAGGGACAAUAAGUAUAUAUAAUCACGACAUCCUGAGUCUUUUAAGUCUCAUAGUAAUCAAGGAUCACGGUUGUAAUUAUAAGUGUUUCUUGACGACUCAAACUAGACUAUUUUACCACGUUCCCAAUUCUCAAUUCAAUUCCUUCUCCAUCCGCGUCAACCGCUUAAACGGACCGUUAUUCACUCAGCCAUCAUACUCUUAAACUCCUGACGAGCCCUUCCAACAUUACUCAGUAGUGAGACUUCCAUACGGACAUAAUUCGGUGUAAAGAGCAUAUAACCACCGCAUUCUUCCCAAUUUCUACAAGGCUUAUAUCUCUCUUUACGAAUUCCACUCUUAUAUAACGUAUUACACGCAUACGUCAAGCAAUGGGAUCACAAACUACAGAGCCUAAUGGGGCAACAACAUCCAGGCCUGUCUUAUUCUUCGACAUAGACAAUUGCCUCUACCCGAGGAGCGCCAAAGUACACGACUUAAUGGCAGAUUUAAUAGACAGAUACUUUGCGACACAUCUCGGCCUACCAGAAGAAGAAGCCAUCAAACUACAUAACCAAUACUACAAGAACUACGGUCUAGCAAUUGAGGGGCUAGUGCGACACCACCAGAUUGACCCCCUAGAUUAUAACGCCAAGGUCGAUGACGCCUUACCCCUAGAAGGAAUCAUUAAGCCAAACCCGCAACUACGAAAACUCCUCGAGGACAUCGAUGCCUCAAAAGUGAAGUUAUGGCUUUUAACCAAUGCAUAUGUCACGCAUGGUCGAAGGGUUGUCAGAUUGUUAGGCAUCGACGACUUGUUCGAGGGCCUUACAUACUGCGAUUAUUCGGAAAUCCCAAUCAUUUGCAAACCCCACAAGGACAUGUUUGCUAAAGCGAUGAAGGAGGCCGGAGUAGAGCGAUCUGAAGAUUGUUAUUUUGUUGACGACUCAUACGGCAACAUAGUCGGCGCAAAGAACCUUGGCUGGACGUCGGUUCACAUCGUAGAGGAGGGCCUACCAGUCCCGGAAACACCUGCAUCUCAAUACCAGAUUAGGCAUCUGGAGGAGCUGCGAAACGUAUUUCCGCAAUUCUUCAAGUCAUCAAAUCCAUCAUAGACAGACCAGUAGCAUGAUAUAUAGAAUUCGGCAUCGCAUUCGGAGCAUGGCUGGGGCGUUUUGGGGGUACGUUGCCGGAAGAGACACUCGUGCAUACA
Messenger RNA from Hypoxylon trugodes, 1315 nucleotides. RefSeq names its product pyrimidine 5-nucleotidase. The transcript has 4 exons. Lineage: Eukaryota; Fungi; Ascomycota; Sordariomycetes; Xylariales; Hypoxylaceae. The record is from RefSeq and is a predicted model, not a curated record. Gene Ontology annotation, molecular function: nucleotidase activity. Gene Ontology annotation, biological process: nucleotide catabolic process; pyrimidine nucleobase metabolic process. The coding region runs from base 495 to 1217 and encodes 240 amino acids.